Messenger RNA from Drechmeria coniospora, 648 nucleotides. RefSeq lists its product as uncharacterized. The transcript has a single exon. The record is from RefSeq and is a predicted model, not a curated record. NCBI's taxonomy places the organism in Eukaryota, Fungi, Ascomycota, Sordariomycetes, Hypocreales, Ophiocordycipitaceae. The coding region runs from base 1 to 648 and encodes 215 amino acids.
AUGGCCACGUCUCGGGAACCAGCUCGGGAAUUCACAUUCGAUGCCUCUGUCGCGCCCUUCAGCGUGUCGCUCAAGACGUAUCUUGCAACGCAUCCCGAGUUUGACGCUGUCGCGACCGGCGGUCUCAUCUUCACGACCGGCGAUCCGAGCACCGACACGAGCGGUGAUGGCGGGACGAAGACAAUGACGAAGCAAACGACACGGCGCCUGUUGCUCAUCCAGCGUGCCGCCCACGACUCGAUGCCGUCGCGAUGGGAGGUCCCCGGCGGCGCCUGCGACCCCGGGGAUGCCACGUUGCUGCACGGCCUCGCCCGCGAGCUGUGGGAGGAGACGGGCCUCGUGAUGCGGCACAUCAUCGCGCGCGUCGGUCUCGGCGGCGCAGCGGGGCACGACCUCGGCAAGGGUGCCGAGGACGGUGCUGUCUUCUUCUCGCGGCGGGGCCAUCGCAUCAUCAAGUACUCCUUUGCCGUCGAGGUCGAGCGGCCGUCUGAGAUCGUCAUAGAUCCGAACGAACAUCAGCGAUACCUGUGGGCUACAGAGAGCGAGUGUGCCGCCGGCCGGGUCGGUGAUGUCGACAUCCAGUUUACGAUGGAACAGCAGAUGGCCACCAUCAUGGAGGGAUUUCGACUGAUGCAGGGGUCGAUGUAG